This is a messenger RNA of Pocillopora damicornis (cauliflower coral), 795 nucleotides long. Its product is annotated as G-protein coupled receptor GRL101-like. The record is from RefSeq and is a predicted model, not a curated record. NCBI's taxonomy places the organism in Eukaryota, Metazoa, Cnidaria, Anthozoa, Scleractinia, Pocilloporidae.
AUGAGGGAGAUUCCCUACGGAUUUUUUAAAGAGUUGAAGGAUAUAGUACGAGUGAGUUUGGACACAAAUCUGAUGUGUUGUCAUAUGCACAAGGAGGACGCUGAAUGUGCUUUCAUUGAUAACGACGACUUUGCUAACUGUGAGAGCAUGUUUAAGAAUGCUGCCCCGAGACAGAGUAUCUGGGCGAUAGGAAUCUUUUCUCUGGUUGGUGCAGUGUUUGUUAUCACGUGGCGAGUAAUCUUUAAAGAAAAGAACGUGGUUCAGUCUAUCAUGUUGCUCCACUUAGCAGUGUCCGAUGGUUUGAUGGGUAUUUACCUGGUCUCUAUUGGCACUAAAGAUCUGUUGUGGAGAGGAGAGUAUUACUUGCAUGACUUCCAGUGGAGGUCUGGUUUGUCUUGUCAAAUAAUUGGAGCGAUCUCCCUCUUGUCAAGUGAGGUGUCGGUUAUGAUGAUGACUCUGAUAUCUGCUGAUCGGCUUAAAAAUAUUGUGUUUCCUUAUCAGGGUGCUUCUCUGAAACCAAAGGCAACACAUAUCCUAUGCAUCAUCAUAUGGGCAAUUGGCUUCCUUAUGGCCUUUUUGCCCAUGUUUGGUAUUCAGUAUUUUGAAGACCCUUUCAGGUACCAUAGUUAUUAUGGUAGAAGUGUGGUAUGUCUGCCCUUGCAGCUUACUUCUGAUAAGCCGAAAAUGAUAAUAGAUGAAAGAGUUUUAAAUAAGAAAGAACGGUCGAUAUGGGAACUACAUUUGCUGACAAAUCUUAGCAAACCUUUCAUUGCUUUGCAUCUGUUGUAUACAUAA